This is a messenger RNA of Sorex araneus (European shrew), 1677 nucleotides long. It is a transcript of the gene ASB13, whose product is annotated as ankyrin repeat and SOCS box containing 13. Gene Ontology annotation, molecular function: protein binding. Gene Ontology annotation, biological process: intracellular signal transduction; positive regulation of protein catabolic process; protein ubiquitination. Bases 438 to 1274 code for a protein of 278 amino acids. Lineage: Eukaryota; Metazoa; Chordata; Mammalia; Eulipotyphla; Soricidae. The transcript has 6 exons. The record is from RefSeq and is a predicted model, not a curated record.
GGCCUGGGUUUCCUUCUGUUUUCCACAUAAACCCGGGCUCUCUGAACUGGUGGUUGUUCUGCAGGGGGGCACGUUCGGCAGGGCUCAGGCUUAACUCCUGGCUCUGCGCACGCGGUUCCCGCUGGCGGUGCUCCAGGACCCUCGGGGACCGCGCGGGGUUUGCACCCGGCCCGGCUGGGUGCAAACUGGCGCCCUGCCUGCUCUGCUCUCCUGCUCUGUGUGGCUUGGGGAGCGGGUCGUCGGGAAGCCGGGCCGGGUGUGGGCCGGGGGGCGCCGAGGAUGGAGGCGAGCGGCCUCCCCUGGCCCGCGCGCUCUGCAGCCGGACGCGCCGGGCACGGGCGGCUCCGCGCGCGAACUACAAGUCCCCGCGGCCCCUUCGCGGGCGCCGCCCCGAGCCCGGCCCGCCCGCAGGUGCCCGCGCUGCCUGGCCGGCCGGCAUGGAGCCCCGCGCGGCCGACGGCUGCUUCCUGGGCGACGUGGGGUUCUGGGUGGAGCGGACGCCCGUGCAUGAAGCCGCGCAGCGGGGCGAGGCGGUGAGGCUGCAGCAGCUGAUCGAGAGUGGGGCCUGUGUGAACCAGGUGACCGUGGACUCCAUCACACCCCUGCACGCCGCCAGCCUGCAGGGCCAGGCCCAAUGUGUGCAGCUGCUGCUGGCGGCCGGCGCCUGGGUGGACGCGCGGAACAUUGACGGCAGCACCCCGCUGUGUGACGCCUGUGCCUCGGGCAGCCUGGAGUGCGUGAAGCUCCUUCUGGCCUACGGGGCCAAGGUCAACCCCCCGCUGUACACGGCAUCCCCUCUGCACGAGGCCUGCAUGAGCGGAAGCUCUGAGUGCGUGAGGCUCCUCAUCGACGUUGGGGCCAACCUGGAGGCACACGACUGUCACUUCGGGACCCCCCUGCACGUUGCCUGUGCCCGGGAGCACCUGGACUGCGCCAAGGUGCUGCUCAAUGCAGGCGCCAAUGUGAACGCAGCCAAGCUGCAUGAGACGGCCCUCCACCACGCGGCCAAGGUGAAGAACGUGGACCUCAUCGAGAUGCUCAUCGAGUUCGGAGGUGACAUCUACGCACGGGACAACCGGGGCAAGAAGCCAUCGGAUUACACGUGGGGCAGCAGCGCACCUGCCAAGUGCUUCGAGUUCUAUGAAAAGACGCCUCUGACACUGUCGCAGCUGUGCCGGGUGAGCCUGCGGCGGGCCGCCGGGGUUCGGGGCCUGGAGAAAAUUGCCAAACUGGACAUCCCUCCCCGGCUCAUCGAUUACCUGUCCUACUGCUGACCCCGGCCCAGGGAGCUCUGAAGCACCCACUUCCCGCCCCUCCCGCUUCCGGCUCAUCUCUGCAGACCCCCGAGCCCAGGUCCAGGGUGUGGGCAGGACCCGCCCUGGCAGCUGCGCUGUGCUGGGCUCUGGCUGCCUCUGCCUCUGCCCCUGCCCUGCCGUCAGGUCCUCCGGGAAGACCCUGUGCAGCUGGGGAGGCCGGGCGGGUGGGGGCCAGACUGCCCAGCACUUUCCCAGGCCUGGGGUCUGCCCUCACCUGCGGCCCUGCCCUUUACGGCUCCUCCCCAUGACAGGGCUCGGGUCCUUGAAAAGCUUGUGCGGGGGCUGAAGCACUUUGAGGGGGUCCCUGGGCUGCCCCCCGGAUUCCGUGAACCAGUCUCAAAUAAAGGGAGACACAAAAGGC